Messenger RNA from Scaptodrosophila lebanonensis, 5876 nucleotides. RefSeq lists its product as uncharacterized. The record is from RefSeq and is a predicted model, not a curated record. The transcript has 9 exons. Gene Ontology annotation, biological process: regulation of transcription by RNA polymerase II. Bases 2531 to 5578 code for a protein of 1015 amino acids. Gene Ontology annotation, cellular component: SWI/SNF complex; nucleus. Gene Ontology annotation, molecular function: transcription coregulator activity. NCBI's taxonomy places the organism in Eukaryota, Metazoa, Arthropoda, Insecta, Diptera, Drosophilidae.
UUCCAAGUGAACCUUUGCAUAAAUAAUUAAUGGUUCCAGCGCAUAGGUGUCUAAGAAAUAUUCAACAUAUAUAAAUAUAUAACGCAUUAGUUUACCAUACCUAUGUAUUUGAUGUUAGUGUUCGUGUGUGUCUGUGUGCUUAAAAUGUUAUCUCGUUAAUCCUAUUUACGCAUGUGAAACGAAUAAUUAUCGCACUAUGUCAGAAGCAAACAUUUAAAAGCACAAAAAUAAAAUCAUAUUAAAUUAUAGCCUGAAGCUAGAAAGGAAAAUAAGUGCGCGUGUGUGUGUAUAUGCGAAGCGCGUGUGUAGCUCAGCUCAAUAAUAAAAUAAUAAUAAUAAAAACAAAGCAGUCAACGGCAAAAGCAUACAACCAACACACAAUGAAUAUGGUAGCCGUCAUAGCGCUUUUCAAAUGAAAAGGAUAAUGAAAAUUGAAAAAAGGUGGCGGCGACUCGUGCAACAACGGAAAACAGCGCAAUUUAUGAAACUAAUGCGAACCUAAUUCAAGAGUACGCAGCAGGCCUUUCCAUACGGAAAAUGUUGCGUUUUCUCAAAAACCGUUAGGCACUUGGUCUGAACGUGUGGCACAAUUAUAUAGAAAUCUAGACACAUGCUAUACAAAAUGACGUCACCUGCGAUUGCUUGGUGUAGCUUACGGCGCAUUUUCCUUGUCACAGAAGCACUAUUUAAGUCAACAAAUUAAGCAUUCGUCUAGUUAAUAUACUCAUGAAGGUUUAGUACAGUUAUGCAUAAAUCGUCGUGUUCCUUGCAGUGUAAUCCGUCUUUAUAGUUAAGCUUAGAUAACUGUUUAGCAAAUCUAUUGAAAAGUUGCAAAGUUUUGAAAAUGCUGUGCAAUGCGAGUGACAAAAGGUACAAGGUCGUAUUCUAAUAUAGUGAGAGGCCACGGGGAAACAAAAAACCAAAAAAUAGGAAAAUGUAGUCGGCUCUUAGGCGAUAGUGUGCUCGUGUGUGUGUAACAUAAGCUGGCAAGAGCUGUGCCUGUGUGUGUUUAUUUGACAGCAGCUUGAGAGCAAGAUAAAAGCCAAGAUUAUUGUAAACAUACUAUACAUAAAAAAUACAUAUAUACAUAUAACAGACAUACAUCUAGCGAAAUAUUUAAUGAAAUUUGAAGAACAGGCUUUAGGUUAUUUCCAUGUGCUUCUGUGUUAACUAAGAUUAGCAGUGAUAAGUAUCAUUGAAACGCUCGACACAUGUAUAAAUAUAUUUGUAUACAUAUAGGUAUAUAUAUAUAUAUAUAUAUCCAUACACAGAUGCAUAUGUGCGUGCUUAAGUGUUUAGGCUUUAGGUGCUUUUUAUACCAUAACAUACAAACCGGACAUUAGUUAGGCCCAAUGAGAAAUAAAAAUGCUUCUGACACAAGAUGGAAAUUUGCAUAAAAUAUAAUAAAUACAUAAUUCAUUUAUUUUGUCAUACGCCGCAAAAAGCAAAGCUCCAAAAGCAAAUACACAGACAAUACGCCCAAAUGCAUGCAAUUUGAUUGUGGACAGAGCAUAUUUUUUAAAUGUUUAUAUAAGCGGAAAAUUUAUAAUUAUAUACAUAUACAUCAAUAUAUGAUAACAUAACAUAUUUAAAUAAGACACAAGGACAGCGACAGCAACAACAACAAAUUUUUUAAAUACAUAUUUUUUUAUAUACAAACAAAACAACAACAAAACAAGGCGACAACAAACUGAAUACUGAAUACACUGAGAAGAAGCACAAACAAUAUUUUUGAAACCUUAGCCUAAGUUCAAAUCGAGCCGAAUACUUUUGUUAGAUUAGUUAAGUGAACAAUAUAAUUAUUUUGAAUGGUUUCACAUAAGGUUUGUGUUUUGAACAAAGUUGUUUUUUUUUGUAAGCUGUUAAGUUGAAGCUUAAGAAACCAACCCAGAGUACAAUCAUUUAUGUCAAACAGACACACACACAGGACUAGAAGCUUAAGGAGCAUCAAUUGCAGGGCCUACAAUCGCACAGCAGGCUACAGAAAAGGGAGAAAGGCAUAAAUCGAGCUAUUUACAGGGACAGAAAUAACAAACAAAAAAACAAAACAACAAAUUUUUGCUACACUUUUUUGAAUUCCACAUUUUACACACGCUAUACUCGUAAAAGUAGUAACGAACUUGAAAGUGAGAUUAGUAACCAGCAGUAACCAGUGCACUCAAAAGCGAAAAAGAAGCUAGCGGCGAACAAGUUAGAAAUUAGAAGUGAGUUUUAACGCGAAAAGUUUAGUUUAAAGGCGGAAAAGUGAGAUUAAAUUCAAAUAAGAGAAACUAGUAUCAAAACAGUGGGGUUAGAAAGAAGGUUAGCGCCGUGUUUGUGAGUUUUAAGGCAAACAAGUGCCGAAUUAGUAAUGUUAGACACAAAAAAUUGAGGUUUUAAACGAACAAGUGAGUUUAAACUCGAUUAGGUAAGACCCACUGCGCUUGCAUUUAAGCUUCAGGCCGCAUAGAGGUAGAUUUAAGGGAGCGAGCUACACCUCACUGCAUCCACUUACCAAUCGACCACCAAAUUCACCACUGACGGCUCCAAGAUGUAUGCAGCCGCCGGUGGCGCCUCGCUGGCCUCGCGCCAAGCUCGUCAACGUCAGCGCCAGCAGAAGAAGAACCAACAACUACAAGCGAAACUCCAUCCACCGAAAGCGCCGGGCGCUGUGCUCGUGGCAGAUGUCAGCGGCGGCGCCUCGACUCCAACACGAAGUCAAUCGCGCCAGUUCCAUCAGCUGCCCACCAGCUAUCUGCGUGCUCCGCAGCCGCAGGGACGCAAGCUUAGUGCCACCUAUACGACGCAAUCGAAGCUCCUACUGCCAAUCGACGAGGGCGAUACCCAGUCCGUGCUGCAGUUGCGCAUGCAUUCGCACUCCCAUCAGCAUCAUGCACACGCGCACGGGCAUAGUCACAGCCACAUGCAUCAUGGUCAUCUGCAAGGUGGCACUGUGGCACCUCCACAGACGCCCUAUCAGCAGUUCGCCUCGUCACACGGACGCGUCUCACCGAAGCUGAUGCAUCGGCACUCGGGCAGCAGUGCCGGUUUUCAUCCGGGAGCUGCAGCUGCAGCGGCAGCAGGAACAGCCGCCGGACAGCUGCACAAAUCGGCGACAGCGACGCUGCCGCUGGUCUCACAGAUGGAGGCCACGCCGCCGACGACGCCAUCGGGUGCGGUCGGCGUUAAAACGACAGCCACGUCGUUGGACACACCGCCGCCAAGCACUAGCGCUUCUGCGCAGGCGGCAGCGGCUGCCGACGAUGAGCUCGCCGGCGCCGCAGCCAUAAUUGUACCCCACCAUGAUGCCAUCAUUGUAACGCCGGCCACGCCAAUGGCCUCGCCGGGUCACGUGGCCAAGCUGAGACGUGGCGAAGAUUUGCCCGAAGGCGCCCCCGAACGCCAACCGCUCACAUCCGGCGCUGCCCUCGAAGAUGGCUACGAUGAGGAUGAACCCAUGCAGCCGCCUACAGGGCCCCUGGAGCGUAAAUGUAGUGUCUAUCGCAUGCGACGCAGCGAUGCUUUCGAGGAUGGGAUGGGCGGUGGUUUUAAACGACAACUGCGCGAAUUGCAGUUCAGCGGCACUGGCCAACAAACCCAAUACGAACCACUCGUCACAGAUGAGCCACAGCUGGUGUUCAAGGGACUCGCCAAUGGACGCAAGUGGCAGUUGUGCGCCUACUGCGAGGAGGGUAUAUGCAUGUGCGAGCACAUUGAGUGCGCACAAGGUCGGGCCGCAUGGCUGGAGCGCGGCCGUCGCUGCAGCGUGCAGGAGCAACAACAACAGCAGGCCACCUGCCAUCGCCGUUGGGUGAAGCGCAAUCGAAUACAAGAUGCCUCGUUGGGUGGAUCCUCGGACGAUGAAGACUUCCUGGGCGUUCUACGUGGUCCCAGCACCUUCGCCAAUGCAUUCCUGUACGUGGGCCUGGGAACUGUGGCCCUCGGCUUGGUCAUCGCUUUUGUCGGCACCGGCGAGAAGGGCUUCAAAACUGUGGAACUAAGACUUAUAGGGCCCUCCCUCAUAGGACUGGGUCUAAUUUGUUGCAUUUUACGCAUUCUCUUCUGCAUCUGUCCAUCGCACUGCAUUUCAUCAAGCAAGAAGACCCGCAAGAAAAACGGAAACAAGAUCGAUGCGGAUCAUACGACUUCAUUGCUGCGUGGCGAGAGCAAACGGGUCUCCAUAGCACGAGGACCCAGCGCACAGCCCAAGUAUCCAAUCGCGCACAAGCGAAGUCAGAGCAAAAUGCUUAAUGAGGGCAUGGAGGCAUUGCGCCAGAUAGCCACGACAUCGCUUUUCAUGCAGAACGAGCAGAAGAUGGCCAUGAAUCGUGUAGUGCCUAUUAUUAAUGAGCCGGAUAGUGCGGAGCACAAAGACGCUCCGCUGGAAAUGAAGAAGCUGCAAACGGCUCUAAAUGUCUGUGAGGUGAGCGAUGAGGAAGAUGUUGCCGAUGAGGAUGAACAACGGCAGCAGCAGCAGCAGCAGCAACCGCAGCAGCAGAGACAACAACAUGUUGCCAAACGUACAACAGCAACAACAACUGCCCUAACGAGUAGUACCACCAAGUCCACAUCAACAACAACAACAACAACAGCAGCAGCAGCACCAGCAGCAAAAGCAAUAACAACAACACUAAGCACCGUAGAUGAGAAACCGGACAGCAAAUUAGUGAGACAGCGUGUGACGCUGCAGCAGCAACGGCAACAACAACAGCAACAACAACAACAACAGCAGCAACAACCUACACAAUCACAAUCGCUGUCCUCCUCCUCCACCGUUAAAGACUCCCUGGAUGGCGUCGUUGAGGAAACUCAGCUCGUGGAACUGCAACGAUUGCCCGUAGCCAGCAGCAGCAACGUUGCAGCGGCGGAGGCGCGACCGUCCAUGCUGAAGAGCAACACGACGGCGUUCAGCAGCACUCCGCAGCGUCCCGGCGUCUCAACGGGCGCCACACCCAAGACUUCAACAGCGCCCACCAGUGGCAGCGGUACGAGCGUCUACACACGUCUGCCCACAUCCCUCUCCCAGCCAAUGAGCUACGAUCUGCCGCCGGCGAUGCCGCACACCUACUCGGCAUCGGCGACGGUUCGCGGACCGCUCGGCAUGUCGCUGGCAGCCUCCACUUCCGCCUACAGCGUCUCUCUGGCACCCAAAGUGACGUCGUCGGCAACAAUGGCGUCCGGCUUUGUGCCGCCCACGAGCACAACAAUAAGUCUGCUGCCGCUGCCAGCGCCCGCAGCAACAACAACAACAGCAGCAGCCAGCAUUCCCGGCCAGGUGUUGGAGGGCACGAGUGGAGCAGCAGCCACAACAACAACUAGAACAAGUCUGAGCAUAGUAGAGCCAUCGGCGUUAUCGUUAUCGUUAUCGCGACCAGCCUCAGCAAUUAAUUAUGCCUCGGCAUCGGCCUCUGCCUCUGCUGCCGCCCACCUGCUGCCCGCACACAAAUCACAGCCGUCGUCCGCUUCGAGCAUGGGGCGUGGCAGUCUGCUGCUGUCGCCCCCAACAGUGAUGUCAACAGUGACGGCGGUUGCGGCGGCGGCAGCGGCCAACAAAUUUGAGCCAGAAUUGGUGCUCAGUCCUGCAAAGCUCGGCCAGUAAAUUUUUAUGGUAUAUGUAUAUGUGUGUGUGUGUGAGUGUGUCUCCUUGUGUGUGUGUGCAUGUGUGCGAGUGUGUGAAUUUAGUUACGAUUUUAGUUAGUUAGGUUGUCAUGCAGCUAUAUCUACAUAUAUAUGUAUAUCUAGUAAUCGUUCAGAUCCCAAUCCUCUAUCUAAGUGUGUCCUUAUAGCAGGGGCGUGUGAUUUGGGGCAUCUGCUCAUCAGAAUGCAACAAACUGCUCCCAUUAGCUAACUUCCGCUCUUCUACCCUAACAUGCAUGUUGAUCGCUGAGGAACAACUC